ACAUUCCUCCCAGUGGAAACUGGUAAAGAGAGAGAGAAAAUAAGGUAGGUGUGGCGAGAGUUGAAAUGAGGGGACCACCAAGAGGGGCUCAAUAUUGCAUUCGUGGGCCCGUUCGGUGAGGUCCGUCUGAUCCAGAGGAAGGAGAAGUUAGGCAAGGGGAUUUAACAUGGCCUACUUGCUGAUGUUUGUGACCCUUCUGCACCUAAUCACCCUGGCAAUGCUGUUGAUUGCCACCAUGGAGAAGUCCUGGUGGAUAUGGGAUGGGAUGGAGAAUUCAGACCUGUGGUACAACUGCAGGUUUGACAACGACACAGGAACCUGGUUGUGUGCUUCUACCAAAGAAAGCGAAUGGCUUCAGUCAGUCCAGGUCUUGAUGGUCCUGUCAGUGGUUUUCUCUUCCGUCUCCUUCAUGGUCUUCCUGGGACAGCUGUUCACCAUGUCCAAGGGUGGACUUUUCUACUUUACUGGCUUCUGUCAAAUCUUUUCAGGUCUGACGGCAUUUGCAGCAGCUCUCAUCUACACGCUACACAACAAGGAAAUCCUUCAGGACUCCAGAGAACUGAGCGCGGGACACUUUGGCUACUGCUUCAUCCUUGCUUGGGUGUGUGUCCCCCUGCUGCUGUGUAGUGGUGUCAUAUAUAUUCAUCUGCGCAAGAAGGAGUGACUGGGAAAACAUGAUCAGCUGCAACCGUUUUAAAAAACAAGAACUAGCAUUGAAGUAUUAUCAUUUGAUGAGGUUAGUGAUAUUGCUGCCAAAGAAGGAGCCAAGUGUGAGAAUGAUCUGACACAUUGCCUGCAAUUGCUGUCCAAGCUUUAGCUUAUGUGCUUAGCUUUUAUGCAUUGUAAGUAAACGGGAGCAAUACCGGUAAAUAAUGGUAUGCCUUAUUUAGCAGUGUUUGAAGCCUCAACAUAAAAAACAAGAGGCAAUCAUCCUAUUUUUUAUAUGUUUAUUUUUAAAAGUAUUUAUUUGUAUUGACCGAUGAAGCCAGAUACCAAAGGAGUGUUAUGUAUUUUCUGACAUAGUUUUACUUUACAUAGUGCUUAAGUUGCUUUUUUUAAUUGUCUCUUGAGCAAACUGGAAAUAUUUUUCUACCCAAAGCUCAUGUAUAUUAUCUGUCUAGUAGCUGCUUCAGCUUUUUUUUAAUUACAAGUUCACAAAAUGAAUGUAUUUUUUAUUUCUGCUCUCCAAUUUAAAAAUAAAACUUUCUUUACAAUA
This is a messenger RNA of Lampris incognitus (smalleye Pacific opah), 1216 nucleotides long. RefSeq names its product epithelial membrane protein 3-like. The transcript has 5 exons. The record is from RefSeq and is a predicted model, not a curated record. NCBI's taxonomy places the organism in Eukaryota, Metazoa, Chordata, Actinopteri, Lampriformes, Lampridae. Gene Ontology annotation, cellular component: plasma membrane. Bases 167 to 664 code for a protein of 165 amino acids.